AUGAAAGGCAAGUACAAAGGUUGUUUGGUAGCAGCAAGUGGACAAGAUGGCAAUAUGCAGAUAUAUUCACUUGCGCUUGGAGUAGUUGAAGUGGAGAAUGAUGCUGGUUGGGUUUGGUUUUUUAAGAAUUUAUCAAAAUUUGUUUCGGACGAGGAAGAUCUUGCUUUUGUAUCUGAUAGACAUGCAUCGAUAUAUUCUGCACUGGCGAAGGUCUACCCACUAGCCCAUCAUGCAGCAUGUGCAGUCCACCUUUUCCGCAAUGUUAAACACAAGUUUUCAUGUGGUGGUUUAGCGAAUCUUGUCUCUAAAGCAGGAAGAGCAUAUACAAUUGGUGAUUUUCGUUAUUGGUGGAGGCAGAUUGAGGAAACAAAACCUGAAUGUGCUGAGUAUCUACUGGACAUUGGUCUACCACAUUGGGCCCUAUCACACUUCACGAGUAACCGUUACAACAUGAUGAGCAGCAACAUAUCAGAGUCUUUGAAUGCAGCAAUGAAAAAAGCUGUUGAGUACCCGAUUGUUUCAAUGGUCGAAUUUAUAAGGGCCAUGUUGAUGAGGUGGUUUUGGUGUAGAAGGACAUUAGCUGGGAAGACAAGAAGUAGGUGUACACCAGAAAUAGAAGACUUGUUGAUUGACCAUUUGAAAGAGUCACUUAACUGUGCGGUUCUAGGAGCAACUGACUGGAUCUACCAAGUGAACGACGCAAUUGGUUGCGAGUUUACCGUUGACAUGGAGAAGAGAACAAGUACUUGUAGGGUGUUUGACGUUCUGAUGCUUCCAUGCUGUCACGCUUUGGCUGUGACAAGAGUAAGAAAUAUUGACCCCUACUCGCUUAUAAGUGUGUGUUAUUUUGUUGGGCCUUGCAGGGAGAAGUACAAAGGGGUACUAAUGCCACGUUCAAAUGAGAAGGACUGUGACAUACCGGAAGAGGUUACAGAAGUACCUGUUAACCCACCAAGGACAAGACGACCAGGGGGAAGGCCUAAAAAAAAAGGAUACCAUCACAGGGAGAGGUUCAUCAUGUAA
Molecule: messenger RNA, 1023 nt
Organism: Camelina sativa (false flax)
Lineage: Eukaryota; Viridiplantae; Streptophyta; Magnoliopsida; Brassicales; Brassicaceae
Source: RefSeq, a predicted model, not a curated record